This is a messenger RNA of Cricetulus griseus (Chinese hamster), 1523 nucleotides long. The record is from RefSeq and is a predicted model, not a curated record. Lineage: Eukaryota; Metazoa; Chordata; Mammalia; Rodentia; Cricetidae.
UGGGCGGGGUGCGGUGGGAGUGGGACUCUGGUCCUGGAUGUUUCUGGGCGGAGCGAGCCCCUUGAACAACGCUGUGCUCAGCGUUGGAAAGGUAGGGUUGGUCUGUUUCCCAGUUUUACUGUCCUCGCCACUCCGGCCCGCACACAGCGUCAUGGCCCAGCAACCGCCCGACGUUGAGGAGGACGAUUGUCUUUCUGAAUACCACCACCUCUUCUGUCCGGACCUUCUCCAGGACAAGGUGGCCUUUAUCACAGGUGGUGGUUCUGGGAUUGGCUUCCGGAUUGCUGAGAUUUUCAUGAGGCAUGGCUGCCACACUGUCAUCGCCAGCAGGAGUCUACCAAGAGUGUCCACGGCCGCUGAGAAGUUGGUUGCUGCCACUGGGAAGCGGUGCCUCCCUCUGUCUAUGGAUGUCCGAGCUCCCCCAGCUGUCAUGGCUGCUGUGGACCAGGCACUGAAAGAGUUUGGCAAAGUUGACAUCCUUAUUAACUGUGCAGCUGGAAACUUCCUAUGCCCUGCCAGCGCUUUGUCUUUCAACGCCUUUAAGACUGUGGUUGACAUUGACACCAUCGGCACCUUCAAUGUGUCUCGUGUGCUUUAUGAGAAGUUCUUCCGGGACCAUGGAGGAGUGAUUGUGAACAUUACUGCCACUCUCAGUAUGCGGGGGCAGGUGCUGCAGCUCCAUGCAGGCGCUGCUAAGGCAGCCGUGGAUGCUAUGACACGACACUUGGCUGUGGAGUGGGGUCCCCAUAAUAUCCGUGUCAACAGCCUGGCUCCUGGUCCCAUCAGUGGUACAGAGGGGAUGCGGCGAUUGGGGGGACCCCAGGACACUUUGCAAUUAAAGAGUUUUUCAAGCCCUGUGCAAAGACUUGGAAACAAGACGGAGAUUGCCCACAGUGUGCUCUACCUGGCCAGCCCACUGGCUUCCUAUGUCUCAGGGAUUGUGCUGAUAGUUGAUGGUGGCAGCUGGAUGACAUUCCCAAAUGACCUCAAGCAACUGGCAGAGUUUGGAUCCACCUCUGCUAAGCUCUAGAUUGUAUGUGCCUCAGGCUAUCUUCAAAUCGCCGCAUAGCUGAAGAUGACUUUGAACUUCUGAUUAUCCCGUCUCUACCCCCAAGUGUUGGAAUUAUAAGAGGGCCACCAUGCCCACUUUUUUGCAGUGCUGAAGAUCACACCCAAGGCAUCACGCACAGUAUCAACUGAACUACAUCCUCUGCGGAGGAUACAUCUUUUGACAAACAAACAUUGUAUUAAAAAAUGUAUCCAGGAGGCAGUAUUCUUCCUGGGAAAUGCCCCCUGCCUCACAGAAAUAUUGAAUGUGCGUUUGGAAAUCCUAGCCAUCUAGCCCUUCCUCUGGGGACCAAGCUGUUUCCAUGCUCUGUGUCUCCAAAGCCCACAUCUCAGGGGGGUAGGACUAGGUCAUGAGCCUAGCCUGAUGUUUGCUUAUGGUGUCUGAAGGGUUCCUUUGAUUUUUGACAGAAAAUUGUGUUUUCUUUUUAAAAAUAAAUUUUUACUAUAAAAAUAUC